This is a messenger RNA of Pseudo-nitzschia multistriata, 1721 nucleotides long. Lineage: Eukaryota; Bacillariophyta; Bacillariophyceae; Bacillariales; Bacillariaceae. The record is from the annotation of a GenBank genome assembly.
AAACGAAAACCACAAACUGGUUCGAUCCUUUACCGGCACACUGCUUGUCGAAAAGCUGGAAGGGGAAGAAAGAAAGAAAUAUGAACCUCCUGGCAUUCCAGAUCAUAACCUUUUUAUUCUUUGGCUUAUUCAUCUUCAAAGGUCUAUACGGCAAUCUUGCUCACGCAUUUUCACUAUCCACGGCUGCAAGACGAGGACGUAACAAUCCGGACCAUGGCAACAAUGCAAACCAAAAGUACAAACCAGUAGUGGUCGUUGGGAAGAUUAUUAUUGACGAAUACGGCGAUCCUUAUCCGUCUUCUGGCGAGAAGAACACAAUAAACAAACAUGGUGAUCAGAGCAGUUAUGAACCGCGAGAAACAGAAGCUUCGCCACUAUCCAUAAGCAUCGGUGGAGGUGGUCCCCAAGCUGCGUUUGGUGCCGCUGCAGCCCUUGCUGUUUGGGAUUCAUAUCAUGUGAAUGGCAUAGGUGAUAAGAACUCCAGUGUCAGCUCAAUGAAAUUGACUCCUUCUUGCCAACAACCGAUACCACCUGUCCUAUUCCUGGCGCCAGUUGGCAAAGAUUGGACGAAGUCGGAGACGAUAGCAUUGUUGUCAGCCCUAAAUACAACCACCAGUAGAAGCAGUAGUGGUGGCGAUUGUAAAGAAUGCAUUACCCCGGCUUCUAUUACUUCGCAAGGUCAGAACAAUAAUAUCGUUACACACUUGAUUCAAAGUGAAGAUAGUAUAACCCCAAGGAUACGGCUAUGGCAUGACCAAGACCAGGUGGUUCACUGGUAUGCCAUCAACGACUCCUUUGGUCCGAAGGGUGCCGAUGGAUUAUGGAGAAACAGACCAUCGGCAGAGGAUUUGGUUUCAGUGUUGUCUACCGAAAAUUGCAGUGAGUGCGAUGGCAUAAUACUCCAUGUCAUUGCCGAGGCUGGAAAAGAUGCUGCCGGUGGUCAAUUGGAUUGCCUGCCACUGAUCACCGAUCCAACGCUAGUGGAAAGUCACCUUUCGUUUCUAGGAAUCGAACCCGUUGCAAGUGGCGAAUCUAUUGAAGAGGAGGAUGCGUUGUCAGCAGGAACUAUUCUAGAGGGCUCCUGGAAGAAAACGAGCUCGUUAGAUUCGGUCUUCUGGUGCCCCGACUACGCGCUUGAUCAGGCCAUGAGGAAGCACAACAUCUACGACACUUUCCACAAGAAUGGCGGAAAGGACAAGGAAUCCACAUCUAUCCUAGUUUCAACGAGGGACGGUCCUCGUGGAAGCCAAAUCUGGUACCCGUUUGGAGACGGCAGCAGCAGGGAUAUUACGAUCCCUGCAGCGGCCCUCUCCACCAAAAAUGGCGAACCCAUCGAUCCCACUGGUGCUGGAAACGCCUACUCGGCGGCCAUGACGGCUCUGUUAGGAAACAGUGUUCCAUUAAAUAUAGCUGCGUCCAUCGCAACAGGGGUCGGUGCGGUUGUCUGUGAAUAUGAAGGACUACCGACGGCCAUGAUCAACAAGGCAACUUGGUCCAAAAUAGUAGAGCGAAUCCACGAAGCAGCCACGGAAGUCAGAGCGAAACUGAAAGAAGAACACUAACUGCCCAUGACAAUGCCAGCUAGAUCACAGCUGUUGUAUCCUAUGAAAAAGUCUACGACCUAAAUGGUUCUAAUGAAAACAAAUCCAUUGUGAAAUCCUCAACGUGUUGAAUAGUAUGAAGCCGUUGCACUGCCUUUCAAAUAUAAAUACGAGUCCAGC